AGCAUCUAGCUCCAAAGCCUCCAGCCAGCCCGAGGAAAAGGCAUCCAUCUUUCACUAGCAACCCAAGGAGGGGAUUCAUCGAACGUUAGCGAGAACCAUGUCAAGCAGCAGCAGUAUCCUCCUGGCCGCGGCGGUAGCGGCAGCCCUGCUGGUGGCGACGGCGUCGGCGCAGUCCGGGUGCACGGCGGCGCUCGUCGGGCUGUACCCGUGCAUGAACUACAUCAGCGGCAGCGACGCGGCGCCCACCAAGUCCUGCUGCUCGCAGCUGAGCUCCGUGGUGCAGUCCCAGCCGCAGUGCCUCUGCAGCGCGCUCGGCGGCGACUCCUCGUCACUGGGCGGCAUGACCAUCAACAAGACGCGCGCGCUCGAGCUCCCCAAGGCGUGCAACGUGCAGACCCCGCCGGCGAGCAAGUGCAACGGUGGCGGCAGUGCUCCUGGCGCCGCCACACCGACCACGCCCGAGGUGCAGACACCGGCCGGCUCUGGAUCCAAGACGACCCCGUCGGCCUACCUGCAGGAGAACGGCGGCGCGUCACUCCAGGGCCCGGCUUGCCUGGUGUUCGCGCUAGCUGCUGCUGCUGCGCUCUAUGCCGUGUCCGCCGUGUAGUGGACUGGCGACUCAGAAAUUCGUUUGCUAUGUGUCAUGAUUUGAUUUUGGUAUUGGUUUAUCAGCAUUGAGCAUUGGCGAGGAGAUUUGGUUAGUGUUGUGCUACACAUCUGUACUAGUAGGAUUAUUAUUGGGUUUCCUGCUGCAGUCCAAAUAAAGAGAUACUGGUAGUUUUUGUUUC
This is a messenger RNA of Hordeum vulgare subsp. vulgare (domesticated barley), 788 nucleotides long. Its product is annotated as non-specific lipid transfer protein GPI-anchored 5-like. The transcript has a single exon. Gene Ontology annotation, molecular function: lipid binding. Lineage: Eukaryota; Viridiplantae; Streptophyta; Magnoliopsida; Poales; Poaceae. The record is from RefSeq and is a predicted model, not a curated record. The coding region runs from base 98 to 607 and encodes 169 amino acids. Gene Ontology annotation, biological process: lipid transport.